AGCUUCUCAUUUCAUUUCGGUGAUUUUAGAGUCUGUGAAAUUGAUUUUGUCUUCUUCCCGAGGAGAGGAGAUUUGUUCCGUUAGUUAGAGAACGAGACCAUGUCGUGGCUGCGAACGGCUGUUAACAAGGCGGUGGAGGUCGGAAACCGCAAAAACAUCACACGAACCGUCAAGAACUACGCCGACUCCGUCGUUCAGCAGGCUGGCCAAGCCGUCGCUGAAGGAGCCAAAUUGUUCCAAGACCGCAUUCGUGUUGGGGCGUAUAAGAGUGUUAACCAGACGAUUCAGAGAUUGGAGGAAGCUGCGGUCUCCUUCAGGGGUCAUGAAAGAGCGUUGCUUAUUACCAGAUGGUUAUCUGUGCUUAAGGAGAUCGAUAAAGCUACUGGAGGAGCUUCCGUCAAGGAUAAAGAUGUGACUUCUGAGGAACAAAUUGCUUAUGAUGAAGCUAAGAGGCGUGAAUGGGUUUUGUACUACGAUCCAGAUAUAGGAGGUCAGCCACUAAACUUCCGUGAUGUUUUUCUGCAAAGUCAAGCUCUGGAGGGCAUCGUUCUGUCCAUGAUUAUGGAGCCACCACAUGAUGAGGAAGUUACCCUACUUCUGGAGAUGUUCAGGCUUUGUCUGAAUGGAGGAAAGGAAGUUCAUGAUGCCAUAGUCAGCAGUAUGCAGGAUCUUGCUACAGUCUUUUCGAGUUACAAAGAUGAAGUGCUUGUUAAGCAGGACGAAUUGAUUCAAUUUGCCCAAAACGCUAUCACAGGGUUGAAGAUUAAUGCUGAAAUGCUGAGAAUUGAUGCUGAAGCUUCUGAUCUUAGAAAAAAACUCGAAAAGAUGAACGCCUCUCAAAUUCCACAGGAGAGUGAAGACAAGGAAGUUAAAGCCGCUCCAUUAACAAUAGAGGCUCUUAAAGAAACACUUGCAAAGAUUCGUCUUUGCUCCAGAUUAGAAGCGUUGUUAAAUAGAAAGAGGCAACUAAGCAACGGUGAUUCACCUGAUAUACAUGCUCAAAAAGUCGACAAGCUCAAGGUGUUAUUGGAAUCUUUAGCAAAUUCGAUUUCCAAAGCUGAGAAACGAAUAUCCGAAAACAGACUUCAGAAAGAAGAGGCACUCAAAGCUCGCGUGGUGAAAGCAGAUGAAACCGGUGAAAAGGAAAAGGAAUUGAGUGCGGAGAUUGCACAGCUUGAGAAACAAAGAGAUGAGUUGGAAGCUGAACUGAAGAAGGUUAAUAUAACAUUAGCUGCUGCUCAAGCUCGGUUCCGUAAUGCAACAGAGGAGAGAGAUCAAUUUGGUGAAGCCAACAAUCAGAUAAUCGCUCACCUGAAAACAAAGGAGGAUGACCUUUCCAAAUCAGUUGUAGCUUGUAAGAAAGAGUCAGAAGUUAUCAAGACUUGGAUUAAUUUUCUAGAGGAUACAUGGCUUCUUCAAUGCUCAUACACCGAAACAAAGGAUAAACAGACUUUGGACGAAUUGGAGAAGCACGAGGAUUACUUCUCGGAUGUGGCUUUUAAUAUACUCACAACGUACAAGAAGGAAGUGACACCUCUAGUACGCCGUAUAGAAAACUAUGUGGAAAAUCUGAAGAAUCUUGGUCCUGGGUUGGAGAAGCCACCAAAUGCAGAUCAGGGGGACAUUCAGGUUGCAAACCCGAGGAAGAGCCUGGAGCAGGAGUAUCUAGACUAUGAGACUAAGAUCAUUGCGACGUUCAGCAUUGUGGAUAACAUGAAAGAGCAUUUCCAAGUCCUCCAAAGCAAACUGGAAAAGAAGGACGACCGGCGUGUGAAAGAGCUAUUUGAUGACAUGGAGAAACUGAGGCAGGAGUUUGAAGCCAUAGCGAGGCCAACGUUAGAGAUAGAGACUCCAUCUCCUAAAAGCGUUGCGUCAUCACCCAAAGCCCCUAAGCCCAGCAGUAGUAGCAUGGAUGCUCCACUCGAAUCUACUACUACUGUGACACAAAAGCCAGCGGUGAGCGAGACAGCACCGACUACAACUACUGCUGGUUCGAGUCGAGAGUUUAACCAUGAAGCUGAGCUAGCGGAGCUUGAAUCUGAAUUUGGUAAAGUGGCUCGUGAUUACACUGCAGAUGAGGUUGAUGGAUGGGAAUUCGAUGAACUAGAGAAAGAACUGCAGUAGUAGUUGUAGUAGUACCUACCUCAGCAACUCAGAAUAAUAAUGAUCAUCACAUGCAUGCUCUCAUACAGUGAUUUGUGUUUUUAUCUUUUACCUUGGACAUAACUCUCAAAAGUUCCUUCGCUGAUCUUUUAUGGUAAUCUAUGGAAACUGCUUGUUGUAUGUCUACUUGGAACAAAUGAAAGCGCUUAGUGACGUGAACUUUUUAUACUGGUUAA
Messenger RNA from Brassica oleracea var. oleracea, 2339 nucleotides. RefSeq names its product myosin-11. The record is from RefSeq and is a predicted model, not a curated record. The transcript is spliced from 18 exons. Lineage: Eukaryota; Viridiplantae; Streptophyta; Magnoliopsida; Brassicales; Brassicaceae. Bases 100 to 2124 code for a protein of 674 amino acids.